Messenger RNA from Babesia ovata, 2169 nucleotides. Its product is annotated as conserved Plasmodium membrane. The transcript is spliced from 3 exons. The record is from RefSeq and is a predicted model, not a curated record. NCBI's taxonomy places the organism in Eukaryota, Apicomplexa, Aconoidasida, Piroplasmida, Babesiidae. Bases 1 to 2169 code for a protein of 722 amino acids.
AUGAGGGGUAGCAAUGUCCGGGAUAAUUUUUCCCAGGGAGCCACUACCUUCUCCAAGCGCAUGGAACGCAAGCUUGCGCAGGGAGAGGUCGGAUUGCAGCCCCUCGAAGAAGAGCAGAGCAUCGCGCUCUCGAAGACUCUACAGCUGCUAAUAGGUACUUCGGAAGUUGAGCCGCAGGUAAAAGUUCCGGAUUUGGAGAAUGUCAACAACACGCGGAUCACAUACUCCAAGCAAAUCAUACAGGAGCUCUCGGAGCAGCGAUACAAGGAGAGGCUGCAAGGGGUUUCGGCGGCAAACUCUGUGCAGUAUAUCCCGUUCAGAGCGGGGUUCCUCGGUGAGCUGCACGAAAACUUCAGGACGUCAAUAUUGUCCUUGCUGGUCGCGCUGGUCGUCGACUAUAUCGCAAAAAGCAGAUACUCCGAUCAGGACUAUCUCAUAAAAUGGGGGAGUGUCAUACUGAAGCGCAUUGGCAAGCUGCUCAAGCUCUCCGAUAUGAUGCUGGACGCAAUUAUGAAGCCUGUCACCCAAUACGUCACACUCAAGCAUCUCAAUGUGGACAUCAGCGCGGUCGUUAAAAAGCAGCAACACAUAGACGAUAUCCACAAGCAGCUGGAGCAAAUGCAGCCAGAGCUGGACCGCGAAUUCAAGAAGAGCGUGGAAGAUGCGAAAAACUACCUCAACAGUCCAUUGAUGAGCAGUCGCGGUAAUAGGCGAACUGAAAAGGGGUUGUUGGGUACCAUUUCGAAAAAAAUCAACCGGGUGCUAUCGCGGGCCAUGGAGCCAAACUCGCACUCAAUCAAUAGGACCCAAAGCGAGUCAAGUGAAAUCCGUACUGAUAGCAUCGACGUCAAUGAUCGCGAUGAUGAUUCGAAUCAUGUAGGGGCUGAGGGGUUAAUUGAGGAUGACGAUUCCGAAAUUCAAACCGAUUUCAGCCUGAACGACGAGUUACUGCUGGACUCAGUUCCGGGCUGCGCGGUGUUGCUCCGCAGCCUGGUGACGGGAUACAUUACGAGCGGUUACAACGACUCCAGGGUGCAGCUGUUGUUCCAAGAGUUUUCAGCGGCCCUGGGGAUGAGCACCCAUACGGUGCUGGCACUCGAGAACCACAUCGCAGCCGAUAUCGUGAGUGCCAUACACGCGACGGCGAAUUCGGGAACUUCCAAGAAGGUCACGAGGAACAUUAAAAUAGCAGCCAUGGCGGCCGGUGGAGGUGCGCUUCUCGCAGUCAGCGCGGGGAUGGCGACACCCGCAGUGGCCGCUGGCCUUGCCGUGCUUGGCAUCGGUGGAGGUGGCGUCUCCGGUCUGUGGGCCACUACAGAGGAAGCUGAACUGCUUGCUUCUGUGUUUGGUGUAGGAUCUAACGGACUAUCAGGAUGGAAAUCCAAAAAGGAUGACGUUGCGUUCCACCACAUCAACGAACAGUCAGGGAGGUCGCUCGCCGUAUGCAUCGGAGUGUGUGGCAGCCUGGCGCCAGAGGUCGAUAUACUCGCGCUGUGGGAGGAUGCUCUGCGUGCUCCGCUCUGUGACUUCUACGCCAUGCAGUGGGAGACCACGCUGCUCAAAUCGCUGGGCAAUAUGUUUGGCGUAAUGGAAGAACAGCCAUUCGCCCAAAGUGCGUCCAUGCUGUGGCAAAAACAAACGGCAGGCGAGUACCUCGCGUGUGGAAUACAGUGGCCGCUGCCACUCAUCCACUUUGCGGAGCCCUUGGACAACACGUGGACGUUGGCGAUACAAAGGGCAAGGCAGUACGGAGCGACACUCGCCCAGGCUAUUAUGGACCGAAAUGCGGUCGGAGAAAGGCCCAUUUCCCUUGUGGGAUACAGCGUGGGUGCUAAAGUAAUUGUAUACGCGCUCCUGAAACUUAAGGAGAAGCAAAAACUUAACUUGGUCAAGGACGUUGUGCUCAUGGGACUCCCCUCAACAGCGGGCCCCGAAGAGUGGCUUCAGUGCCGGAGUGUCGUGGCAGGAAGGAUAAUUAACGUAUAUUCGAGGCACGACUGGCUCUUGGGGUACCUAUACCGCGACCUGGAUGCAGGAUUCCCAGUCGCAGGACUGAGACCAGUUGGGUCGGAAGUGGAGAACUACGAUGCCACCGAGUUUAUCAAGGGGCACCACGAAUACAUGUGCAAGAUAUCGGAGAUCCUCACUCUGGUGCACGUGGACUUGUGA